GGCCUGGAUUGCUCCAGCUGGAUCAGGGCUGGGAUCAGGGCUGGGAUCAGAGCUGGGAUCAGCGCUGCAGCCCCACGGACCCUCUGGAAGAGAGGAGCUCCCUGGAACUCCGGUUGCCAUUUAAAAGCCACCCCCAGCAGGGGGAAUGAAGCAGUGCAGCUGGGAGCAGAGCAUGGCCAACACCUUUGUCACCGUCCCGGACGGGUACUGCCUGCCCGAGCCCAUCCAGUACUAUGACGUUCUACCGGAGCACAUCAACUACCAGCUGCCAGACCCGGAUUUCCAGAGCGCCCCUUACUGCCAGUACUCAGCAGUGCCAGUUCCUGCCCCGGCACUGCAGUGCCAGCCCCCUCUGUCCCCGUAUGGCACAUACGGCCUGGACCCUCCCUACAGCGACGGGCCCUGCGUGGGCAGCAGCUGCGAGCUGAGCAAAGCCCCGUUCGCGGCUCCCCCCGUGGAUGACGGGGGGUACCAGGGGUUAAAGAGGCCGAGGCUGCCCCAGCCGGGGAGGCUGAGGGGGCAGGAGGAGCUGUGUGUCGUGUGUGGGGACAAGGCCUCCGGGUACCACUACAACGCCCUGACCUGCGAGGGCUGCAAAGGGUUCUUCCGCCGCAGCAUAACCAAGAACGCGGUGUACCGGUGCAAGAACGGGGGGCACUGUGAGAUGGACAUGUACAUGAGGAGGAAGUGCCAGGAGUGUCGCCUGAAGAAGUGCAAAGCUGUGGGGAUGCUGGCAGAAUGUUUGCUGACUGAAGUCCAGUGCAAGUCAAAGCGACUCAGGAAGAAUUUCAAGCAGAAGAGCAGUUUCCUUUGCAACAUAAAGCUGGAAGAUGAGGGACUGAAUAGUAAGCAUGUAUCAUCUACAACAAGAUCUGGAAAAAUCCCAGAGAAGAUGGAACUUACUCCAGGGGAACACCAGCUUCUCGACCACAUUGUAGCAGCACACCAAAAAUACACAAUUCCCCUCGAGGAAGCCAAGAAGUUUCUGCAAGAAAGUGCAAGUGCUGAGGAGAGUUUUCUGCGGCUCUCUGAGACAGCCGUUGUCCACGUCCAAGUGCUGGUGGAUUUCACAAAGAGACUUCCAGGAUUUGAAAGUUUAGCCAGUGAGGACCAGAUUGCACUGCUGAAAGGGUCAACAGUUGAGGCAAUGUUCCUGCUGUCAGCCCAAAUAUACAACCAGAGAAUGAGCCAGUGCCAACCAUCAACAAGUGAGAGUCAUGCAAGACUUUCUGAUCAUGGGACGUGUUGUCACGUUCAAAGCCUUGAUAAAAACAACAUUUAUUCCAUGGAAAUGUCUCACAACGAAGAGAGUCCAACUUCCACUACUACCACAGGCUUAACGGAGGAGUUCAUCACCGCCCUGUUCUACUUCUACAGAAGCAUGGGGGAACUCAAAGUCACCGAGACCGAGUACGCCCUGCUCGUAGCAACCACCGUGUUCUUUUCAGACCGCCCGCUCCUGAGGGACAAGCGCCAUGUGGAGGAGCUGCAGGAGCCGCUGCUGUGGAUCCUGUACAAGCACUCGAAGCUGCAGCACCCGGGGGACCCGCAGCGCUUCGCGCGGCUCCUGGGGCGCCUCACGGAGCUGCGCUCGCUCCGCCACGCCCACGCGGGGGCGCUGCGCGCGCGGGACCCGCGCCUGGCCGCGCCCCUGCGCGACCUCUGGGACCUCCACUAGGCGGCGCCAACACCCGCCGGGGGGGCUGCGCUGCCCUGGGGGGAUCCGCGCGCGCCGCUGCCCCCCCUUCCUGCCCGCCCUGAGGGGCCCGCGGCGCCCGCGGCGCUCCCGGUGCCGGACUCCGGGUCCGUGGGGGUACAAAACCCGUUUAAAUUGCCCUGAGCGCCGAGCAGGUGCCCGCGGUCAAGCCCCAGGCGAGCGCUCGGCUCCCCCCGGGGAUGUGUCAGGUGAAUGGCGCGGCCGCCCGGCUCGGGCGGGGCUGCUCUGGAGGAGGGGGGGGCGAGGGGGCCUUUCCAGUGGGACACGGGGACAGAGCCCCGAACCAACCGCACACGGUGUCCUAUCCCUGGGAGUGUCCAAGGACAGGCUGGACGGGGCUCGGAGCAACCUGGGAUGGUGGAAGGUGUCCCUGCCCAUGGCAGGAACUGGAUGAUCUUCAAGGUCCCUUCCAACCCAACCCAUUCUGGGAUUCUCCGUUGGCGUGAAAGCCCCUGCUCUGAGCUCAUUUCACUGCACUCUGCUAAGAUUGGUGCUGGGGGGAACACCUUCCCUUUUAAUUUCAAAGGCUUCUGCUGUUAUUCUCCGUCAAAACUGAAGGGAAUCGUCUUCCUGAGCAUCUGCUUUGUGUUGUGACUGUACAUCACCAGUGGCAGAUCCACGCUGGAUGUAAUUCAGCACAGUGAGCAGUGUCCCACUCUUGGCUGCCCACACUGGCGUCGAUGUCCUGCUCUCUCAACAGAUCAAACGUGCUGUGAAAAUAUUCUGUCAUCACACCGAGUUAUGGGAAUUCAACAAGUUGUUUUUUAACUUCGAGGCUCCUUGUGAAACAUGUUUGGAUUCAUAUGUGAUGUUCUGGCAGGAGAUGAGUUAUGCUAUUUACAAGAUGAACUGUCGUGACUUAAAAACCUUGUGAAAUGACAUUUUCAUGCUAAAAUGUAAUCGGAUGUAGUUUAGAACUACCCAUGGGAGUAAAGAAAAAAUCAACAACUGGACUUUAAAGAAGUAAUUUUGCUUUCUGAGUCCUUUACCAUGCACCUGUGCACAAACAGACAACAGCUGAUGAGUUCUUGGCAUCAAAAGCUUCCACUUUGGUCACUAUAAAGGAAACCACAAAAACUCAAGAGUUUGAUAACCCACUGUGAAGUAAGAAGCAAAUAAGAGAGUUCCAAAACCAUUGCCAGUACCUUGGGCUUUAAAAAUUUUAAGCAGUUGAUUUAUUAAUAAAAAAUGCUAUUUUCACAUUA
Molecule: messenger RNA, 2922 nt
Organism: Pseudopipra pipra
Lineage: Eukaryota; Metazoa; Chordata; Aves; Passeriformes; Pipridae
Product: bile acid receptor-like
Exons: 11
Coding region: 146-1678 (510 amino acids)
Biological process (GO): positive regulation of transcription by RNA polymerase II; cell differentiation; negative regulation of inflammatory response
Molecular function (GO): RNA polymerase II cis-regulatory region sequence-specific DNA binding; zinc ion binding; nuclear receptor activity
Source: RefSeq, a predicted model, not a curated record